GGUUUUGUUGUUUUUAUUUAAAAUAGGUAGCAGUUGGUAUUAGGAUCAUGUCAUUUUCUUGUAUCAUAAUUUCAUUUGUGCACCUGCAGCUAGGAUUUCUCAACGCCAGAAUAGAAUGGCAGAAACGAUCCUCAGUCCUGUUAUUGAUGAGGCAAUUUCCAAGGCAAUUUCCUUUGCAACUAAACAAAUUUGCCUUGCGUGGGGUUUCGAGAAAGAGGUUGUGAGCCUCAAGGAGUCGCUAGUUAUGAUUCAAGAUGUUCUCCAAGAUGCGGAGAAUAAACAAGAAGGUGAUGCUACUAUAAGGCAUUGGUUGCAGAAGCUCAACAAUGUAGCCUAUGAUGCAAUGGAUAUAUUGGAUGAGUAUGCCUAUCAUUUGCUCCAGCUGAAAGUGGAGACUCAAGGCCAAAAGAUGAAACAGAUGUAUCGGUUCUUUUCUCACUCUAAUCCAAUCGUGUUUCGUUGCAAAAUGGCUAAUAAGAUUAAGAAAAUUAAUGAGUCUCUAGCUAAAAUAAAAGGAGAUGCAGUGUUUCCUAUGUUAAAUAAAGGCACACCAACUCUGCGUGUUAGUACCAUCCCCGAAACAGAUUCCUUCCUUGAUUCAAACCCAAUAGGAAGGAGUGAUGAUGUUUCUGAAAUAAUAAGCCAGCUAAGUAAACUUAGGAGUCAGCAUUCCAUGUUUGUUGCUUCUAUAGUAGGCAUGGCUGGCAUUGGAAAGACAACUUUGGCAAAAUCAGUGUUCAAAGAAGUAAAAGAAAGAAAGCUUUAUGAUAUAGUAGCAUGGGUUUGUGUUUCUAAUCAUUUCGAUGAGAAAGACAUUUUAGGAGGAAUGCUGGAAUCUCUUGAUAGAACUGCAGGGAGAAAAGACACCAUUGAAGCAAUACUUCGCCAUCUUGAAAAUGAGAUAGAAAAGAAAACUUUCCUUCUCGUUCUUGAUGAUGUGUGGAAUGAAGAAUCUAUCAAGUGGGGUAACUUCCUCGAUCGCUUGUCCAAAAUUGUGAAAACAACUGGAAACUCUAUUAUUGUAACAACUCGCAGUUGUGGAGUAGUAUCUGCAAUAGAGACAGCUCCUGUGCCUCAUGUGCUUCCUAUGCAUAAGCAUGAAAUGAAAGGGUUAUCAGAUGAUGAAUGCUGGUCUAUAAUUGAGGAGAAAGUGCAUAAAUUUCCAAGAAGACUAGAAGAUGCUAAUUUAAAAGAUAUUGGGCAAGAUAUUGCAAGAAAAUGUAAGGGCUUGCCAUUGGUUGCAAGUGUAUUGGGAGGAACAAUGGGACGCAAGUUUGGAGUAGAAGAGUGGUUGGCUAUCAAGAAUAACAAUGCAUGGAAUUUACAAGACGAUCAAAAGAUUGCACCAAUUCUAAAGAUAAGCUAUGACCAUGAAUUAGUUCAGCUCUGGAUGGCAGAAGGAUUCCUGCACCCACCUAAUGAUGAAAGUAAUUCAACAAUGGAGGAUAUUGGUGAUAUGUACUUUGAUGAUUUGUUAUCCAAUUCCUUGUUUCAAGAUAUAAAAAGGAAUGCAAUUGGGAGUGUGAAAUCUUGUAAGAUGCAUGAUGCAGUGCACGAUCUUGCAUUGUCUAUCUCUAGUGGUGAAACAUUGAUUUGGGAUCAAACUGGUUCCAUUGAUGAAAAUUCUAAAAUUCGGCAUUUGAGGGUCAAGUCUAAUGGGGGAGUGCUUCCAAGAGGAGUCUCUGAAAAGUUGCAUUCUUUGUUCUUAGAUGCUAAGUGUGUUUUCCACAACAUUGCCUCAAAUGUUUUUCUCCACGACAUUGCUUCAGAUCUUAAAAGCUUGCGUUCUCUUACAAUGUUGAGAGCUUGCAGAGAAGAAGAUCUAUCAAUUUCUCUUGGCAAGAUGAAGCAUUUGAGGUAUCUUGAUAUCUCAACCAGUCAAAUUAAAGUACUACCAAAAUCCUUCUUUAAACUCUACAACUUGCAUACUUUAAAGCUAAUGUGGUGCAAUCAUCUCGAGAAGGGCCCCAAUGACAUGAGAAAUUUUGUUAGCUUGAGGCAUCUUUAUUUCAGUAGUGAAAAGAAUAUGCCAAAGGAGAUUGGGCACUUGACUUCCCUUCAAACAUUGCCACUAUUUGUUGUGGGAAGAGAAAAGGGAUAUAGAAUUGAAGAACUUGGAUGCUUAAGCCAAUUGCGUGGGAAAUUGGCCAUUCAAAAACUUGAAGCUGUAGGAUCCAAAUCAGAAGCCUCUAAAGCAAAAUUAAAAGAAAAGAAAAAAUUGCAAGGGUUGAAAUUGACAUGGCAUGCAGAGAGAGAAGUUAACAACAACAUCAACGAUGAAGAGGUUCUAGAAGGUCUUCAACCUCACCCAAAUUUGAAGAGCUUAGUUAUUUGGAAUUACCAAGGAAGGAACUUCCCAUCAUGGAUGCAGGGUGGUGUCAAUAGUUCACUCAACAACUUAAUGAAGUUGAAGCUACAGUAUUGCGAGGAAUGCUUAUAUCUUCCGAGCCUUAGUUUAUUGCGUUAUCUCCAGUUUCUUGAAAUUGAGGAGAUAAAGAAGGUAAAAAGCAUGGGUAGCAAGUUCUAUGUGGAUCAAAGCAAUAGUGAUGAUGGAGUGGGAUCGACUACACAAUUCCCAGCUUUAAGAGAAUUCAGUGUUGCAUGUAUGGAUAGCCUUGAGGAAUGGGUAGAAGUAAAAGGUGUGACUGUGUUUCCUUGUCUUGAGAGUCAACUAGAGAUCCGUAAUUGUGGAAAGCUAAGGAGCAUUCCAGAGGAGUGCGUGGGUAGACUCACCUGCUUGAAGCAGUUACAGAUAGGUGGUUUCUGGUCGGAGUUAGAGGAAUUUUCUGGACUAACCUGCAUUCAUCAACUCCACGCCUCCCUUGAAGUAUUGGAAUUGAAUGGAUGGGAUAAAUUAAAGUCUCUGCCACAUCAGCUUCAACAUCUCACUGCCCUCACGGCAUUAACGUUAUGGGACUUCAAUGGCCUGGAAGCUUUGCCAGAGUGGUUGGGAGACCUCUCUUCUCUUCGCAGGCUGGAGAUUAAGAAUUGCUCUAAUUUGACUCAUAUGCCUUCUAUUGAAGCCGUACGACGCCUCUCCAACUUACAAGAUCUUCACAUUUUGAAUUGUCCGAAGUUAGAAGAAAGAUGCGCCAAAGAGAGCGGCCCCGAAUGGGCCAAGAUUUCUCACAUCCCCUGCUUGAGAAUAUAAGGUGGGUCCCUGCAGUAGCAGUCUAAAUAAGAGAUUGAGGGUUGAGAGUUGUGACUGUGAUUGGGCCGCUCAGAGCUCAUAGAAGCUAGCAAAUCUUCAAAUUCUAUACUGUAUAUUAAUGUUUUUUAAAUUUAAUAGCUUUUAUUUUUUGGCAUAAAAACACACUGAGUGUAAUUCUUACAAGUUAUGUCUGAUGCAUCUAAACACAUGAAAGUGUAAAGCUUGAGGGUGUGAGAGCCCAGCAGCAGGAGUAAUUACUACAAGCCUUCGUUUUUUAAGGGAAGAUGUCAAGUUGAACGAGAAAGGAAGAAGAAGACACCAGGUGUUGAUCAUACUGCUGAUUGCUUUUGUACUUCAGUCUUGUUAAGAGAACAUGGUGUCACUGGCUAAGACAUUGUGCUUGUUGAAUUAAUGACCAGUACUUGACCAAAAUAUAUCUAUUUAUUUGUAAGCACUCAUUAAAGGUUAGGAAACUGGUAUCUAAUCUAAUAGACAUGGGACAAUGGAGCAAAGUUGCUUAUUUUAGCAUUCUGCCAUUCUUUAUUGGCUUUAACACUCCACCUUGAUAGCAAUGCUGCACAUGGCAAGCUUAUCCCUCAUUCCUCAUCCCAACAUCAACAUCAGAAUAGAUUUGCAGACUCCAA
Messenger RNA from Rubroshorea leprosula, 3795 nucleotides. NCBI's taxonomy places the organism in Eukaryota, Viridiplantae, Streptophyta, Magnoliopsida, Malvales, Dipterocarpaceae. The record is from the annotation of a GenBank genome assembly.